Messenger RNA from Nothobranchius furzeri (turquoise killifish), 2268 nucleotides. RefSeq names its product N-acyl phosphatidylethanolamine phospholipase D (gene napepld). The record is from RefSeq and is a predicted model, not a curated record. Gene Ontology annotation, cellular component: cytoplasm; membrane-bounded organelle. Gene Ontology annotation, molecular function: zinc ion binding; N-acylphosphatidylethanolamine-specific phospholipase D activity. Gene Ontology annotation, biological process: N-acylphosphatidylethanolamine metabolic process; N-acylethanolamine metabolic process. NCBI's taxonomy places the organism in Eukaryota, Metazoa, Chordata, Actinopteri, Cyprinodontiformes, Nothobranchiidae.
UUUUUCCACGUCGACGUCAGCCUCACCAAGCAGAUGCUGAGUGGCGAAUCUGCCGCUGCGGGACAAAACCUCCCCCUCUCAGCAACAACAAACCUGCUAGCCGCAGCUUUUACUUUUACUGUCACCGAAUAGAAGUUUCCCGUCGCCCGAUUCCACCGGAUACCGAGCUGAAAUGUAAACGGUGUUGUAGAUGUUCCAUGGACCGUGAGGCAGUAAAGCUGACACAACAGACAUGGCUUCUCGCUAAGAGACAACUGGUGUUCGUGUGACUUCUCAGGUGUGCAGGUGGUGACCACAUGGAGAAGCCUUCAUCUUCAGAAAGAGCAGCGCCUGAGGAGAAGACUGGUCUGGUGGAGGAUAAUGCCGACCCCAAAGGUGCUGAAGGUGGACAGGCUGAUGCUCAGACCUCGAGGAAGAGCAGCUCCCGCUCUUCCCGCAAGAGCUUCCGUCUGGACUACCGGCUGGAGGAGGAAGUGACAAAAUCUUGUCUGGACAAAAAUGGCCGCUGGACCAACCCCUGGCCCACAUGGCGGUUCCCGUCCUACACCAUGCUGCUCCGGUUCCUGCUGUUGGAGAAGGACCACAGCAAUGUACCAACCAGUAAAGAGACUUUGGACAGCGAGCUCCCGGUGAUGGAACCGUACUUUGUCCGAAGUCCAGACCUUUCCGACUCUCGUCCAGGCUUGAGGGUCACCUGGCUGGGCCACGCUACGGUCCUGGUUGAGAUGGAGGGUGUUAAUAUUCUGACAGACCCGAUUUUUAGCCAGAGAGCCUCACCGUUUCAGUUUAUGGGACCUAAAAGGUACAGAGGACCCCCCUGCUCUGUGGAACAGCUGCCAAGGAUUGACGCGGUUCUCAUCAGUCACUCUCACUUCGAUCAUCUGGAUGCUGGAUCUGUUGCCAGUCUAAACGCUCGGUUUGGGGGGGAGUUACGUUGGUUCGUGCCUCUGGGGCUGAUGGACUGGCUCGUGAAGAUGGGCUGUGAGAAUGUGAUGGAGCUGGACUGGUGGGAGGAGAAUUGCGUCCCGGGUCAUGACAAUGUCACGUUUGUCUGCACACCAUCUCAACACUGGAGCAAACGCACAGGGUGGGACGACAACAAGUCUUUAUGGGGCAGCUGGUCUGUUUUGGGUCCAAGCUUUCGAUUCUUCUUCGCUGGCGAUACCGGCUACUGCUCCUCCUUCCAGGAGAUUGGACGACGCUUUGGACCUUUUGACCUUGCAGCAAUUCCUAUAGGAGCAUACCAGCCCAGAUACGUGAUGCGGGGCCAGCAUGUGGAUCCAGAGGAGGCAGUUCAGAUCCAUCAGGACCUUCAGGCCAAGCAGUCUGUGGCCAUACACUGGGGGACCUUCGCCCUGGCCUAUGAGAACUAUCUGGAACCACCAGUUCGUCUCAGAGAGGCUCUGGAACAAAAAGGACUGAAACCAGAAUCUUUCUUCACUUUGCAUCACGGAGAGUCUCGGCUCAUAGCCACGCGUGACCCUGAUGUGUUUGACUGACGUGGCGGGGGCUGUCUGUGGCCGCCUCACUCCAGAUUUAUGCCUGUAAAAAGAAAAUGUGCACUUUGCCUUAGAGUGAAUAAAGUAUUAAAUGUAGUUUUACCUGCAGGAGCUGUGAAUCUACUGAAAAUACCCAGUUACUAGCAUCCAUUCAUAAGUGGACUGGGCUCAAUGGGGAACAUCUCAGAUUAAUUUGAAAAUAUCAUCAGCCGGAAAUGAUUCUGAGCUGAACAAAUAGUUUAGAAAUGUCAUUUAAAACUAUUUCAUUUUGAUUAUUUUCAGUUGAAGUCUAGGGUCUGCACACUGAGGGUUCAUGUAAGUGGUUUCAUGCUCACGGGUAAAUCUGACUGGUCAGUGUGAUGCAACAAAGCUUAUAAAAGUAAUGGUGCCGGCACUUAGAAAAUAGUUUCUGAUUGUACCGAGGGCAAUCAAACCCACACGACACACAAAUGCAUCUGUUGAAUGUCUGCGGUGAUGUGAGAAAUGUGCCGAGUUGAGCUGGUUUCAACUGUUUUCAUGCAACCUCACACAUCUGAUCAGUUUUAUUUCUUAGCAGUUUAGUUGCUUAAAUCUUGUCUGAAUCAGAAUAGUUGUAAUUUUGUGCCAGAUUUGGACAGAGGGUUUAGCUCAUUCCUGCAGUAAUCUCGUUAAGGCCAAGCAGAUCAUUGUGGUUUACGUUUUAAAAUUACUUUGAAAUAUGAAUGUUUGCUUUUGUAUUAACUAGUAUCUGGAUGACAGGAAAAAUACAAUAAAUAAUCCUUUAAUCCUU